Messenger RNA from Megalops cyprinoides (Indo-Pacific tarpon), 8263 nucleotides. It is a transcript of the gene prr12b, whose product is annotated as proline rich 12b. The coding region runs from base 182 to 7540 and encodes 2452 amino acids. Lineage: Eukaryota; Metazoa; Chordata; Actinopteri; Elopiformes; Megalopidae. The record is from RefSeq and is a predicted model, not a curated record. The transcript is spliced from 15 exons.
CUCCCUCCAUUUCUCUCCCCCUCUAUGCUGUUUCCCAUUCUUGAAGACUUGCCUGUGAAACGAGAGAAAUAGACAUUGAACCGAGGAAAAACACAGAGGGAGUAAUAGUGUGUUAGAAUUUAGAAUAUUUCCUUCCCCUUACCCUCACUAUCUCUCCAUCUUCAUCCCCCGUUUUUCUUUAAUGGAUAGAAAUUAUCCUGGUACAGGAUUUGGUGAUUUGGGCGCAGGAACGGGAUGGAGUUAUGAGAGGUCGGCGAAGGCAAGUCUGGUGUAUGGGAGCUCCAGGUCAUCCCACCCAGAUUCUGAGCUUCUCCAUCGGCAAGCAUAUGCUACGCCCCACCCUUUGCAGGGCUAUGCAGCCAAUCACCACCCAGCCAGCUCUGGGCAGGGGGGUGCCUGGGGGGCAGCCGGGCGAAGUUUGGGGCUCUCUGGCCUGUUUGACACUGGCUUGCACCAUGCCAGCCCCUCUGGUCCCGAUGCCUCCGUCAUGAACCUAAUUUCAGCUCUGGAGUCCAGGGGUCCACAGCCUCCCCCCUCUGCCUCAUCUCUCCUCUCGCAGUUCCGCACCCCGUCAUGGCAGACAGCCAUGCACACCCCAGCCCCUGCCGAGCUCUUCAUUUCUGGUGCCCUCCCUGGGUCUGGCAGCUUCCCCUCCUCCUCUGCACUCUCUGCCUACCAGCACCCCGCCUCGUUUUCGGGGCGCUCCUUCCCCGGGGUCACCCCCUCGCUCUCCCUCCAGGACACACCCACAUUCAGUCCCACGUCGAACGGACUCCUUUCCCCCCACGACCCACUGUUGCACAUCAAGACCCCCUCUCAGUCCAGUUUAGGCUUUGACCGCCUGCUGUCCUCGCAAGGUGCAGCUUAUAGAGGAGGGCAGGACCCCACGGGUCCCCCGCUGCCCCCUCCCCAAGCCCCCUCUAGCUCCUCCACCCGCCACCUGCCCCCGCCCCAGUUCAACCUCCUCUCUUCCCAGCUCCAGGACCAGUCCUCCCAGCUGUACAACGCCUCUGUGUUCUCCUCGGCUCCGGCUCCUCCCCAGCCGCCGCCCCAGGAAAGGGCCAUCCCCAGGCAGGACAGCGUGAUUAAGCACUACCAGCGGCCCUCCCCCUCCCAGCCCCAGCUGUCCUCCUCCACGCCCCACUCCCUGCAGCACUACCUCAGCUGCGGGACGUCUGGGUAUCAGCAGAUCGCCCACCACAGGCACACGGGAGUCUCCUGCAGCCCCCUGGGUGACCAGAGCCCUUCCUCUGACCCCAAACCCUCCCCCAGGUCAGAUCAAGUGUACCGCCCCAUCAUCCAGCCACCCUACACCCCCUCCACAUCAUCCUCCUCCUCGGGGGGCGCGGGUAAGGGGGCAAAGAGCAGCUCCAGCAGCGGCUACUCCUCCUCCGGGUCGGGGUCCUCGUCCCGCACCCCCCACACACCUCCCUCUGCCUCGUCCACGUCGUCGUCCUCGUCCUCGUCAUCCUCUUCCAACUCCAACCCCACCUCCAACUCCACCACCGCCCCCUCCAGACAGCAGCCCCCGCCGCAGUCUGCCCCCCCUCCACCCCCUCCGCCGCCCCCACCCGCCUCCUCCGCCUCUGCCCAGCAGGCCCCUCCCAAACCCUGCCUCUCGGGCUACGGCUCCCCCGUCGCCCCGGUCAAGCCGUCAGCGACGCUCUCCGGCCAGACCCCACCCCAGCAGCAGCCCCAGUCAUAUUCCCCCAGCCAGCCCCCUUCCUCGCACCUCUCCCAGCCCUACGGGGGCUUCAACUCCCCCCAAGCGCAGGACCUGAGCUCAGGAGGGGGCGCUGGGAAAGGGUACGGGAGCUUGGGGGGAGCAGGGCGGUCGUUUUCGGCAGAGGUGGUGUACGGGGCAGAUUCGGGGUACGGCUCGCUCCCGCCUUCGCUUGGAGGAGCUGGGAGUCCCUCCCUGGGCUACGGUGGACCGGGACACUCCCCUGCUCUUUUAGGGUCAGGAGGGGGUGGAGGCUCAGCGGGAGGGAGCACAGGGUCUGGAGCAGGUGGCAGUGCGGGCGGAGGUGCUGGUGGAGGUGGUGGAGGGUCGGGAGGAGGAGGCAGCAGCGUAGGGAGUGGAGGUGGAGGCAGCUCCUACCACCUCCCAGACUCCAGCCCCUCCCCCUCGGGCAACUCUGGAAUAAUCCGUCCAGGGCUGCACUCUCCCGCCCCUACCCGCCCCGCUCAGUCCCCCGGGGGAGCAGGAGGCAACAAAUACCUCUCCUCCGUCCUCUCCCCUGCCUUCCUGUCCUCCCCGCAGGGCUACCCUGACACCCGAGGACCCCCUCAGGCGUACCACCCUACUCCUCCCAAAGCUAAGUCUGACCCUGACAUGCUGGGAGUGCAGAGAUCACAAGAAGAUGAAGACGAUGACGACGACUUUCUGAUCCAGCACCUCCUGCAGGCCCAGAGCCCAGCACCCCACCCCUCCCAGCAUCACCCCCAGCAGCCUCCGCAGCCGCCCCCCCCUCCCCAGCCCCAGCCCCUCUCGCAGGCCCCGGACAGCAGCAAGGGCCUGGCGUACGAACUGAGCAAGAGCUCUGAGGAGAGGUACCACCUCCAGAGCGUCAUCCGCACGAACAGCGCUACGUCCUCGGCCGGCGUGCCCGCGGCGGGGGCGGGAGGGGCAGGGGGGGGUCUCGACGGCCAGCUGGAGAUGUCGAUGAAGAAGCAGCAGCAGGCGAAGAAUGAGAGAGGAGGAGCGGGAGGCAGCUGUGGGGGGAGAGGGGGCGCAGACCAGACGCACCCCCACCCCCACCCCCACCACCACGACUCCAUGGGCUCGGUGGUGCACUACAGCCGGGCCGACCCCUACGCUCAGCACCCGCUCCCGCACCACCCCUCGCACCAUCAGCACCCCCAGCACCCCCACCCUCACUCCCACCCCCACCUCGAGCUCAAAAAGCCCCAGGACCCGUCGGAUUUGCCCUACCUGCGCAAGACCCCCGACCUGCAGCAGCAGCAGCGUCAGCAGCAGCAGCAGCAGCAGCAGCGACAAUCCCAGGCUAACCUCUCCCUCAUGGAUUCCCCUCCAGACCAACCCCAGCAGCCCCCAUCCGCCCACCUCCUCCAGUCUGUGCUGUCCCACUCCGCCCGCAAUAAGAUGGACCCGCAGGCGCAGCAGCAGCAUUCGAUGGGCCCGCAGGCCAUGAUGGGGGGGGCUGGAGGGGGGGCGGGAGGGGCGGCAGGGGAGACCCAGCCCCAGUCCUCUCAGCUGCAGCUCCAGCUCCAGUCCCAGGCUUUGGAGGCCCAUUACGGCCGCGGGCCCCAGCGGGACCAGAGCCAGCCCGGCCAGAACUCGGUGUCGCCGUUAGACAUGCUGGAGCACUCCCUCUCUCAGACCUCCGGCAGGGAGGUGGGCGGAGGCGCGGAGAGAGGCGGAGGAGGAGACGGGGGUGGCGGCGACCGACACAGGCAGCAGCAGCAGCAGCAGCAGCAACAGCAGCAUAGACUCCCACCCCAUCACCAGCCUCACCAUCCCCCGCACCCCGCCUCCGAGCUGCACGACUUCCUCUCCGAGCCCGACCUGGGCUUAUCGGCCCCUUCCCACUUGCACCACAUGGCCCCUCACCACCCGCCGCACCCCCACCCGCAUCACCAGCACCCGCACUCCCACCACCCCCACCCCCACGCGCACCCGCACCACCUGGCCGGCAGCGCCGGCCCCCCCCAGCAGCAGCCGCAGCGGGAGCCGGACGCCCCCAUCCCCCAGGCCCAGCUGGAGCAGCUCAAGGAGCACCAGUUCGACACCGGGAGCCCCGUGGGGAAGCCAGGUCAGAACCAGCAGCAGAGGUUCGUUCCUCUGACCUCCAUCUGCUUCCCCGACUCCCUCCUGCAGGACGAGGACCGCUCCUUCUUCCCGGGGAUGGAGGACAUGUUCUGCUCGGACGACUACAAGUCCAGCUGCAGCGGAGGCGGAGGGGCAGCCCAGGUGGGGCAGGAAGGGGUUCCGGACGCACGCCGGGGGCAGGAGGGCAUGGAGGGGGUUAAGAACUCCGGAGUGGGCGGAAGCUACGACAUGCUGGGACACCACAGCGAUCAAGGGUACGGGCAGUACUGCCACAGCCUCUCAGAGUCCGGGAAUGGCACCAUGCACCUGGACCUGGACUCCCUGAAAGCGCAUGAGCUGCCGUCCACGGUCAACACCGAGCAGCUGGGCCUGAUCCAGUCCCAGAGCUCCAGCAUGGGGAUGGGAGGAGCUGGGGCCAACGACGGCUCAGGGAACAAGAUGCUGGGAGGGGCGGGGUUGGGAGGAGCGCCCAACACCGGCGGGCUGACCUCGCCCAUUUUCUGCUCCUCUCGACCCAAGAAGCUCCUGAAGACCAGCUCGUUUCACCUCCUCAAACAGAGGCGCGACCCCAACUCCCUGCCAAAAAAGAACUAUGCACAGGAGUACGAGUUCGAAGACGACGAGGACAAAGCAGACGUGCCAGCAGACAUCCGGCUGAACAGCAGGAGGCUCCCAGACCUACUCCCAGACCUGGUGUCCAGUUGUAGGAAGUCAGGAGGGGCUCUGAGUCCCCUAAUGGGGGACCUAGACUUUUGCCACCCUUCUCAGUACUCCUCCCUGGGCCCGCCCCCACAGCUUAUGCACCAGGAUGGGCCUAAGAAGAGGGGCCGAAAACCCACCAAACCUAAAAGGGAAGGCCCCCCGAGGCCCAGAGGCAGACCGCGAAUUCGCCCCCUGCCAGAGCCCCCCCACUGCAGAGCGAUGAUGGGAGGAAUGGGGUCAGGGUUCGGAGGAGAGAGCCGCAGGGGCAGAGGGAGGGGCAGAGGAAGAGGCAAGAGAGAAGAUGCGAUGAUUGACAUGCACAGAGCUGCCACAGAGGCCAAUAAAGGGCAGCACCCACAUCUUCAACAGCAACCCCAUCAACUGCAGCAGCAGCAUCAGGAGCCCAUCAGACCCAUCAAGAUCAAACUGCCCGUGCCCCCUGCAGCCUCCUCUGAUCCCAUCCUGAGAACUGACUCCCUGUCCAGCACCGACCCGGUUCUGUCAGAUGGGUCAGUCGGGUCGGCCCCCUCUCUGGGUCUGAGUCCUGGACCCACAGGGAAUCUGGACAUGAACAGAAACCAGGAGAAGAUCAAACAGAAAGCCCAAGAGGUGGACGAGAAACAAUCAGAGAUGAAGUCUGGCUUCAUGGCCUCCUUCCUGGACUUCCUGAAAUCGGGGAAAAGACAAAACGCUCCUGGGGCUGUCAUGGGGCCAGGGGUGUCCGGAGGGCCUGAGAGCGCCAACUCCUCCCCCGGCAAAGCCGGAAUUCACCCCCUGUCCCCGCCCCCUCCUCCGCCACCCCCGCCUCCCCCUCCUCCGUUCGGGGAGGGAGACGGGGAAGGAGGGCUGGGUCUCAGCAACUGCCCCAGCCCCUGCAAGAGGCUGGACGAGGAGCUGAAACGGAACCUGGAGACCCUGCCCUCCUUCUCCUCGGACGAGGAGGACUCCGUCAGCAAGAACCAGGACCUGCAGAAGAGCAUCUCCUCUGCCAUCUCUGCCCUCUACGACACGCCCCAGCCCCCGCCGCUGGCCCCGCCCCCUCUAGACCCGUCCCCGCCCCCCCAGCAGGAGCCUCCGCCCCUCAGCCCCCCGCCUGCCCCAGAUAUGAGCACGCCGUCCCCGGAGGCUGCAGAGCUGGAGAGGCAGGAUGACAGGGAGGAGGAGGAGGAGGAGGAGAGGGAGGAGGAGAGGGAGGAGGAAGAGGAGGAGGAGGGGGUGGAAGAGGAAGAGGAACAGAAAGUUGAAGAGAGGAGGGAAAGCGCGGAUGAAGAAGAGAGAGAACCAGAGCUGGAGCUGCUCGGUGUACCUAAGGUGGAUGAUUCCCCCUCUGAACCUCCUCCUGCGCCAGCACCCCCAUCGCCUCCGUCUCUGUCCCCGUCUCCCCCUACUUCAUCGUCUCCCUCCCCUCUCCCUCCGCCCCCCCUCUCUCUCCCAUCCCCCCUCCCCCUGCAGGACGAACAGCACGACCAGCAGCCAUCCCAGCCCACCAGCCCCCUCCCCCCUUCCCUCCCCUCUCCUUCCCCUCUACCUCCGACUCUCCCUCCAUCCACCACGCCUCCCCCGUCCUCCUCCCCUCCCCCCGACCCUUCCCCACCCUCCCCGCCGUCACCCCCUACCCCAGAAGAUGCCCCCGCGCCCCAGAUAACGCCCCUGCACUUGGCCAAGAAGCAGGCGAACGCGGCGAUCGCUGGAGAGAGCGAGGAGGAGGACAGCGAGAGUGGGGGCGAGGGCAUAUUCCGAGAGAGGGAUGAGUUUGUGGUGCGGACGGAGGACAUCGGCACUCUCAAGCUGGCCCUGCAGACAGGCCGGGAGCCACCACCAAUCUGGAGGGUCCAGAAAGCCCUGCUGCAGAAAUUCACCCCAGAGAUCAAGGAUGGACAGCGCCAGUUCUGUGCCACCAGCAAUUACCUGGGGUACUUCGGAGAUGCCAAGACGCGGUACCAGCGGCUGUACGUCAAGUUCCUGGAGAACGUUAACAAGAAGGACUACGUGAGGGUGUGCUCCCGAAAGCCCUGGCACAGACCAGCACUUACCCUGAGGCGUCAGACCCUCCCCAAGCCCGUGGCCCCUCCUCGCAGUCAGACCCCGCCCCGCCCGGAGAGGGAGGAGAAGGAGCGAGAGCAGCGGGAACAGAGGGAGAAGGAGCAGCGAGAGAGGGAGAAGGAGAAGGAGAAAGAGAAGGAGAGGGAAAGGGAGAAACAGAGGGAGAGAGAGAAGGAAAAGGAGAAGAAACUACCACCAACGCAGGAGAAAGUGGAAAAGAAAGGAGGAGGAGGAGCCGAUCGAGGGAGGGGCAGGGAAGACAGGAAAGGAGGAGGGGAGAGGAAAGUGGAGCGGCCUACUAGGACGAGGCCGGUGAAGAUGAAGGCGGAGCCUCCGCCCAAGAAGAGGAAGAAGUGGCUGAAGGAGGUUCCCUCCUCGUCUGAUUCUGAGUCCUCGCCUGACCCCCCCAGUGAGGAGGAUGUAGUAUCGGUGAGAGGAGUGAACAGCCGGGCAAUGAGGGAGAUGUUCCGCAGCUAUGUGGAGAUGCUGGUCAGCACUGCACUGGACCCUGACAUGAUCCAGGCCCUGGAGGACACUCACGAUGAGCUGUACCUGCCCCCCAUGAGGAAGAUCGACAGCAUCCUGAACGAGCAGAAGAGAAGGCUGCUGAGGAGGGUCAACAUAAACUCUCAACACCAGGAAGCUUUGCACACUUUCCCCCAGAUGACUGCGGACCCCAUGGAGUCAGGGGCGGUAAAGGUGCGGCUUUGCGGCGAGGGAUACAAUCGCAAAACACUGAACCGGGUCAAGAGGAGUGUGCCAAAACAACAGGACCUUAAGCUGUCAACAGAAACAUGUCGAAUCUACAGUCUUUAUCACUCUCUGCAUCAUUACAAAUAUCACACCUUCCUGCACUGUAAGAGAGAGACGGACACCAUCGAGCAGGCAGCGGAGGACCCAGGCCAGGAGGAGGUGGUGCAGCAGUGCAUGGCCAAUCAGGGCUGGCUGGAGACACUCUUCAACUCCUUCAUCGAGCUGCUCACGCUCAGCGCGAAGGCCUGAGACGGUGACGGGGGAAAGAGCAAGGGAAGACGGAGGCUCUGGGUGCAAAGGAUUGGGAGCUGGAGGAGAGCGCGAAUGUGUGGUCAGGAAGCGGGCAGCUCCGUUCUGCAGGUUCCGGUGGGCCCCUCUGUGGGUUCUGGGCUACGCUUAAAGCUGGAGUCUGCUUAGCUGCCAGUGAAAGCCCAGUUGAGGAGAUAGCAGGACUGUUGCAUCCCUCUCUUAGGGGGAAAUGAAGGAAUGGAGACCUCGGGAAGGAUGAAGACCUACAGGAACUGGAAUUGUCCAGGCCUGGAGUAGGUCCACAGUUAUCAACUACAGAGUAACCCUGAGUGUGUUAUCAGAGGGUGGAGGGCUAAAAGCUCAGUACACACAGGGCGGAGGGAGAGGUCAGAUCAGGUAAGGCAGAGGUACCGAUAUGUACAGGUAGAUGGGAAUCUGUAUGUGCGACAGGUGUUUUAGCUUACAUUUUUUUGCCAGAUGAUAACAUAUGAGAUCUUACAAGUGAGUGCAAGGAGAGGGAGGAAGAGGAAGAAGUAUGAAUGUGAUCGCAUUGAUUGAGAAGAAAUGAUUGGGUGCGUGGGAAUAUCGGCUUAGACCUGAGCAGGAGCUAGAAGAUGUGGUUAUACAGUUCAACAAUGCAGGCAGUGACAGUUGGCUCAGUUCCACAUAUGUAUAUGUGGGACGUCUAUAUAUACGUAUAUAAAUAAUUGUGAUUAUUUAUAC